UAUUUGUUUUAGUGUGUUGUCAUUGUAAAUAUUUUUUUUGUCCAUGAUCAACUCGUCGGUAUGGUUUGAGAUUAAUAAAAAAUAAGAAUAAAAUAAAAAGUAUAUCGUAAACUGACUCUCGCCGGUAUCGUCUGCAAAUUCAGAGUCAAAAUAGUCGUUGUCCAAUUUCAUUUUUCUUCUGCGUUGAACGGAAACGAAGAUGAAACGAAGACCGUGGCCAUUUCGAUCGAACGGCUCUCGUCUCUCCACCCUUCCACCUCCAAAAAUCGACGGUAGAAAGGAGGAUGAACGCGCGAGAAAACACCGGACCACCAAAAUCACCACCAUCAGACCUUCAUGGAUAUCUCCUUGUCGUCAGAUUCAUUCACGCUCGAUAUCGUCAUCUUCGGCUUCCAAGGACGGCGGUGAUUUCACUGCACUUCCCUACGACGUACUGACGAAAAUCGCAGCCUCCUUCGGCGUCGCUGACCUCAGAACGGCGUCGUUAGUGUGCAAGUCGUGGUGCGACGCACUCCGGCCAUUGAGGGAGGCGAUGCUGUUGUUGAGGUGGGGGAAGAGGUUCAAGCACGGCCGCGAUGGAGUUCGGCCCAAUUUGGACAAAGCUCUUGACUCAUUCUUAAAAGGCGCGGCUCGUGGCUCGACUCUAGCUAUGGUCGAUGCUGGUCUUGUGUACUGGGAGUCGGGGAAUAAGGACAAGGCCAUGGCUCUGUAUCACAAAGCUGCAGCCCUUGGAGACCCUGCUGGGAAAUUCAAUUUGGGGGUUGCUUAUAUGCAGUUGCAAGCUGAACCUGCAAAUCCUAAAGAAGCUGUGAGAUGGUUUUAUGAAUCUGCCAUGGCUGGCUACGUUCGUGCUCAGUACCAACUUGCACUUUGUCUUCAUCAAGGUCGAGGGGUGGAUCAUAUCGAUAUGCAAGAAGCCGCUAAAUGGUACCUGAAAGCUGCUGAAGGUGGCUAUGUCCGUGCCAUGUAUAAUGUUUCCCUGUGCUACUCGUUUGGGGAAGGCUUGAGGCAGUCUCAUCGACUAGCAAGAAAAUGGAUGAAGAGUGCAGCUGACCGCGGUCAUACUAAAGCUCAAUUUGAGCAUGGACUUGCUCUCUUUUCGGAGGGGGAUUUGUUUAAAGCUGUUGUGUAUCUGGAGCUUGCAACCCGAGCUGGUGAAACAGCGGCAGUCCAUGUAAAAAAUGUGAUUCUUCAACAACUGUCAGAGACAUCUCGUGAUCGGGUCCUGGUUCUUGCAGAUAAAUGGCGAGCUUUGCCUUCAGGGUCAUGAUUUAUAUUAUAUAAUAAGCACCGGAUCACUGUCAAAUAUACUUUCCCUUGUCUUCUUCUCAGGCUUAUUUCUUCGUUUUAAUAUCGUCCUACUGUGGCUGUGGAUGACUUUUACUGAAAGAAAGAGGACAUGGAUAACUGCCGAUUCAGUCAGUUGUUUGCAUUUGUAUAAAGGCUCCUGGUUGUGAGUAGAUACUGGAUAACUCUGUCAAUUUGCAGGUCUGAGGUUUGGCUCUCAUUGAAGUUUGGGCCACUAAAUACUAUAUUGGACAAUAUCUUGCAAAUUGGGCUUAACCUUUGUGCUCUUCAGCAAAGUUGAAACUUGAAAUCUGUCGUGUCAGGCUCUGAUGAAACUGAUAAUAGGUUAGAGUUUGAUUAAAAUCUUAAGACCUCCGUUGGAGCUUUGUUAACACUAACGGAUUUGCCUGUCUUAUAUGGAGGCUGUUUUGUAUCUCAUGGAACUUUAGUACUAUAAUAGUAUUUAUAUGACUUUGGUCGUUCUA
Humulus lupulus (European hop) is the source of this 1772-nucleotide messenger RNA. Its product is annotated as F-box protein At1g70590. The coding region runs from base 200 to 1270 and encodes 356 amino acids. The record is from RefSeq and is a predicted model, not a curated record. Gene Ontology annotation, molecular function: protein binding. Lineage: Eukaryota; Viridiplantae; Streptophyta; Magnoliopsida; Rosales; Cannabaceae. The transcript has 4 exons.